GCGAUACUUACCUUGCUGCAAGUACCAGACACGUACUGCACUUCUGUUGCCACAUAUCACUUCAGAAGUUCAGACAAUCCAUCGGAGGAGUGGCAGCGAAAACAGAGUGGUAAUUAGUGCACCAUGGCCGCCGCCGCCGUGCCAUUGCCCGCAGUGAUGGUGGUCCUUGUCGGAGCGGCGGUCAUGCUCGUCGGUGCCGGCGCAGGCGCGGCCCGCGUGCGCGGCGGCCAACAACAGCAGCGGCUGAGGAUGGGGUUCUACGACAAGAGCUGCCCCGCGGCGGAGCGGAUCGUCGGCGACUACGUCCGGCAGCACGCCCGCCGCGUGCCCACCGUCGCCCCCGCGCUGCUCCGGACGCACUACCACGACUGCUUCGUCAGGGGCUGCGACGGGUCCAUCCUGCUCAACUCGACCAGCGCCGGCGCGGCGGAGAAGGACGCGCCGCCGAACCUGACGCUGCGUGGGUUCGACCUGAUCGACCGCGUCAAGGCCCUCGUGGAGGAGGCGUGCCCCGGCGUCGUCUCCUGCGCCGACGUCCUCGCGCUCGCCGCCAGGGACGCCGUCACCGCCAUCGGCGGGCCGUCGUGGCGCGUGCCGACGGGGAGGAGGGACGGCACGGUGUCGAGCAUGCAGGAGGCGCUCCGGGAGCUGCCCUCGCCGGCGAUGAACUUCCCGCAGCUCGCCUCCCUGUUCGCUCGCAAGGGCCUCGGCGUGCGCGACCUUGUCUGGCUUUCAGGUGCUCACACCAUCGGCAUCGCCCACUGCUCUUCCUUCGCCAACCGCCUCUAUGGAUACGCCGGCGCAGCCAACGGCAGCUCCCCGCCCCUCGAUGCAACCUAUGCCACCAACCUGCGGCAGCGCAAGUGCAGGAUGGGAGGCCACGACACUGCGGUGGAGAUGGACCCCGGCAGCUUCCUCACGUUCGACCUUGGCUACUACCAUGCGGUGCUCAAACAUAGGGCCCUGCUCCAGUCCGAUGCUGCGCUCGUCACUGACGCGGCGGCAAGGGCCGACAUAGCUGGUGUUGUAUCCAGCCCGCCAGAGGUGUUCUUCCAGGUGUUCCGGCGGUCGAUGAUGAGGAUGGGGGCCGUGCAGGUCAUGACUGGCUCCGAGAGGGAGAUCAGGAAGAGCUGCUCCGUGGUGAACAGCUAGGUCGAACUGAUAUGGGCAUAUGCAUGGUAUUUUUCCUGGAAAUUAUUCAGUGGAUACUGUAAUUUUCAACUGGUAUAUUCUCAUCAAAUUUUUGUUGCGAGUGGUGAUAAAACAACUGAGUCUGCAGCUUAAUUGUGAUCGGAGAAGAUAUGCCACAAAUACAAGAGUUAUUUAA
Messenger RNA from Lolium rigidum, 1327 nucleotides. RefSeq names its product peroxidase 3-like. Lineage: Eukaryota; Viridiplantae; Streptophyta; Magnoliopsida; Poales; Poaceae. Bases 124 to 1152 code for a protein of 342 amino acids. Gene Ontology annotation, cellular component: plant-type cell wall; plasmodesma. Gene Ontology annotation, biological process: hydrogen peroxide catabolic process; response to oxidative stress. Gene Ontology annotation, molecular function: peroxidase activity; heme binding. The record is from RefSeq and is a predicted model, not a curated record. The transcript has 4 exons.